AUGGCUCUGGUAGCGCUGUCUCUCUGGGUGCUAACGAGUCUCACCUGGGGGAACCUGCUCCAGGUGUCCGCCAACAGGCAUUCCGUUUACUGGAACAGCUCCAACAUACAUCUUCGCAGGGAGGGCUACACAAUGCAGGUUAAUGUCAACGACUACCUGGACAUCUACUGCCCUCAUUACAAUGACAGCCAGCGCAUGGUGGGCACCGGUGAGCAGUACGUCCUCUACAUGGUCAGUUACCGAGGGUACAGGAACUGUGACCCCCAGCUGGGCUUCAAGAGGUGGGAAUGUAACCGACCCCACGCCCCCCACGCGCCCAUCAAGUUCUCUGAGAAGUUCCAGCGCUACAGCGCCUUCUCGCUGGGCUACGAGUUCCACGUUGGACAGGAGUACUACUACAUCUCCACGCCCACCCACCACCACGGCCGCAGCUGUCUGAGACUACGAGUGUACGUCUGUUGCUCCACGGCCUCCGAUGUGGAUGAUGAGCCAGAGCCAACAGAGCCAGACUACACGCUUAGACCAGGCCUAAAAAUUGACGAUAUUGAUGAAUUUAACCCUUUUGUUCCCAAACUGGAGAAGAGCGUCAGUGGAAGCAGCCCAUCCAGGGAUCGCCUUCUACUCACCGUGACAAUGCUCCUUCUGGCCACUCUCUUCAUCUCCUAG
Molecule: messenger RNA, 666 nt
Organism: Scomber japonicus (chub mackerel)
Lineage: Eukaryota; Metazoa; Chordata; Actinopteri; Scombriformes; Scombridae
Gene: efna3b
Product: ephrin-A3b
Exons: 5
Coding region: 1-666 (221 amino acids)
Biological process (GO): ephrin receptor signaling pathway; axon guidance
Cellular component (GO): plasma membrane
Molecular function (GO): ephrin receptor binding
Source: RefSeq, a predicted model, not a curated record